AUUGAAUUAUAAAGCAGCAUUUUUUAAGAAUAACGCUAAGUACGUUUGUUAGGGUAUAUAUUCGUUAGCCAUGAUGGAUUCCAGAGAUGAAGUUGUCUUAGCUUUGACAGAUGAUAUGGAUACCGGAUCAUCUUCGGACGGACCUCAUAACCCAUCAACACGACGCUCAGCUGUAAUCGGUCAUUUCCUAUUUCGUUCUUCUGCUUUGAUUAUAUAUAUACUAUGUGCUUGGUUUACAACAUCUUUCGUUCUUCCGUUCAUCUUCAUACUUGUUUGCUUAUCACUCGAUUUUUGGGUUGUAAAAAAUAUUUCUGGGCGAAUCUUAGUUGGUUUACGUUGGUCAAGUUAUACUGAUGACGCCGGAGUGGUACAUUGGCGAUACGAUUCACGUAAACCUUCACCUAUAGAUUCUGCUGAUGUUUCUUCUCUUAGUCGACGUGAAUUAGCCGCUCGUAUGGCUAGACAACAAUUAUCUCGUUUAUUUUGGAUUGGUUUAAUUGCAAGCCCAGCAAUAUGGUGUUUAUUUUUCUUGGCGUCAAUAUUUUCAUUGCAUAUUCGUUGGGCUUUUAUCUGUACCAUCGCUUUGUGUAUGAAUAUAGCAAAUGUUUAUGGUUAUAUUCGUUGUUGGAUGUCUAAUAUGAAUGAAAGUGAAUCAAAUAUUUUGAAAGUAAUCAAAUCUACAGCAACUAGCAAAAUGUCUAAUUUAUGGCCUUUAUCUCAAACUAAAUCCAGUUUAAAUAACACAUCUGGAAGUAGUGGUCUACCACUAGUUGCCUAACAAAAACAAACAAACACACAUCUCAUGUAUUCCUCUAUACAUAAUGUAAAAAGAAAAAGAGACUAAGUAAAUGUGUUAUAAUUUUGUUUAACUGUGAUAUAACCACAAAAUUGCACAUUAUUUCUGAUUAUACAUCUUACACUUCUCAUUUUAUCAAAUAUUUAAUAUCAUAAAAGGAAAAGAAAAAACUAUGGUCUAAAUGUAAUGUCAAACACAUAGGUACUUGAAGAAAGAAAACAGAGUAUAUUUUCUAUUGAGAUUAAUAUAAUCAAUUGUUUCAAUUGUGUGAGAUGAAUUCAAUUUUUAAUAUUGCUUAUUGUAUAUGUUUCUUAAAUAAAUAAAAAUUUACUUAGUUACAGGAAGAAAAAAUAUUCAUCAGUCUUUUAAAGGUAAAGUACUUCAUUCAGUCAAUAGGAUUGAUAAACAAUCUAUAUGUUAGUGAUUUUUUGAUGAUGCAAAUUUUCUUUUUAAUUUCAAAUUAUUGAUAUGAUUAUUUCCAGUCUAUUUGUAUUUGGGUUUUCAUGUAACAAGUGUUUAUUUUUGCUCUCU
Molecule: messenger RNA, 1327 nt
Organism: Schistosoma spindalis
Lineage: Eukaryota; Metazoa; Platyhelminthes; Trematoda; Strigeidida; Schistosomatidae
Source: the annotation of a GenBank genome assembly